This is a messenger RNA of Prunus mume (Japanese apricot), 3442 nucleotides long. The record is from RefSeq and is a predicted model, not a curated record. NCBI's taxonomy places the organism in Eukaryota, Viridiplantae, Streptophyta, Magnoliopsida, Rosales, Rosaceae.
UUCCAUUGUGGGAUUUGGAGGAAUGGGAAAAACUGCACUUGCCCAACUCGUAUUCAACGAUGAAGAGGUUCAAAAGCAUUUUGAGCCGAAAAUGUGGACAUGUGUCUCUAAUUCAUUUCAGUUGGAUAUACUCGUUAAGAAAAUCCUAAAAACUGACAUGUUCGACAUGGAUCAGUUGCAAAAUGAGCUUAGGAAGAAGAUCGAUGGGAAGAGAUACCUCCUUGUGUUAGACGAUGUGUGGAAUGAAGAUCAUGGAAAAUGGGACGACUUGAAAGACUUGUUGAUGGGUGGUGCAAGAGGUAGUAAAAUACUAAUAACUACUCGUAGUAAAAAAGUUGCAAAUAUAGCAGAUACAGCUGAACCAUAUAACUUAAGGGGCUUGAAUGAAGAGCAGUCUUGGUUUUUAUUUAAGAAAAUGGCGUUCAAAGAGGGAAAAGAGCCAGAGAGUUCAACAAUUAAGGCCAUUGGGGAGGAGAUUACUAGAAAAUGUCAGGGGGUUCCUCUUGCUAUAAGGACCGUAGGACGGAUGUUGUACUCGAAACAUCAAGAAACUGAAUGGUUGGCUUUCAAGCGUAACAAGCUUUCAACAAUAAGUCAAGAAGAAGAUGAUAUUAUACCAACACUUCAGCUGAGUUAUGAUGUUCUCCCAUCACGUUUGAAACAUUGUUUUGCUUUUUGUAGUUUGUUCCCGCCUGAUUGUGAGAUUUCCGUAGAUAUUUUAAUUAGGCUUUGGGUGGCACAAGGGUUCGUUAAGUCUUCAAAUCCUAAUGAGUGCUUGGAAGAUGUUGGUUAUGAAUAUUAUAACGAACUAGUUUGGAGAUCUUUUUUCCAAGAAGAAGAAAAAGAUGAGUUUGGUAUAAUAACAAGCUGUAAAAUGCAUGAUCUCAUGAAUGAACUUGCUGUUAAAGUGGCAGGGGAGGGAAGCAGAAUAAUAGGGGGCAAUAAGACUGAUUUUGAUGCAAAACGUCUUCUUCAUAUAUCUUUCGAUUUUGAUGUUGAUUCGUCGGAAUGGAAAAUACCGACAACCUUGCUAGAAUCAAAUAAGCUAAGGACUUUUCUUUUCCUAAGCCAACAUUAUUCAAGGGAGGAGUCAUUCCAUAAGUCAUUUUGUGCUACAAUUGCUUCAAAUUUUAAGUCAUUGCGUAUGUUGAGUUUGAAUGGAUUGGGAAUUACAAAAUUGCCAAAAUGUCUUAGGAAAAUGAAACAUUUAAGAUAUCUUGAUCUUAGUGACAAUUUCAUUGAGAGACUUCCAAAUUGGAUAGUCGAACUUCAAAAUUUGGAAACACUAGAUCUCUCGGGAUGUGAGUUUCUUGUGGAAUUGCCUAGAGAUAUUAAGAAAUUGAUCAACUUGAGGCAUCUCAUUUUGAGAUAUUGUUAUGAAUUGGCUCGGAUUCCUCGUGGAUUGGGUGAAUUGACUUGUCUUCUCACUUUGAGUAUAUUUGUUUUGAGCGAAAAUAAUUCCAUGUUGAGGGACAGUGCAGGGCUCAGUGAGUUGGGGAAGCUAAAUGAUUUAAGAGGAGACUUGUGGAUCAAAAAUUUGAGGUACAAGAAAGAUAUGGUGUCAGAAUUGAAUUAUGAUGGUGCAGUUUUGAAGGAGAAACGACAUCUCCAUUCGUUGACUUUACAUUGGAUGGGCAUCGAAAGAGAAAAUAGUGAUGCGGUUGAGGAGGAGAGUGAUGUAAUUAUUAAGUCAAUGGAAGCGCUGCAGCCCCAUUCAAGUCUAAAACAUUUACGCGUGGAGGGAUACCCGGGUGCGAGGUUUGCGAGUUGGUUUCAUUCUCUCACAAGUAUUGUUGAUCUGACAUUGUAUGACUGUGAUAGAUGCCAACAUCUUCCACCGUUGGAUCAUUUACCUUUUCUUAAGAGUCUUGUGCUUUUGGGGUUAAGGAAUUUGGAGCACAUAUCAGCAGAAGACAAGGUUAAGGACUUUGCCGGUGAUGAGAUGAUUAUGAUGUCAGCUGCUUCUCCAUCGACGACCUUCUUUCCCUCCUUAGAGCGUCUUUAUCUAGAUGAUUGCCCUAAUCUCAAGGGAUGGUGGAGGAAUGAAACAGCUUCAGCUUCAGCUUCUUCAUUUCCUUGUCUUUCUUCUUUAGAGAUACAGAAUUGUCCUAACCUAACUUCCAUGCCGUUGUACCCAAAUCUUGAUAGACUGGAGUUAGAGAGAAGCAGCUGGAAGCUCCUUCCCUCCUCCUUUGUUCUUUCCAAAUUAAAAUAUUUGGAGAUUAGGGGCGUUGAGGAUAUAGAAGAAAGGAUCGGCAACCUCACAUUACUCCAAAAGCUCUCAAUUAAGAAUUGCCCUAAUUUGGUAUCACUACCAGAUCAAGGGAUGGGUCACCUCAUCUCCUUACAGAGACUGCAUAUUUCAAGUUGUCCUAAUUUGACAUCACUCCCAGAAGGGCUUUGUUGCCUCAGCUCCUUACAGGAACUGCAAAUUUGGGAUUGCUCGAAAUUGGCGUCACUACCAGAAGGGCUUCGUUGCCUCGCCUCAUUAAAAAGGUUGACAAUUGUAGAUUGCCCCAUCUUAAAGCAAAGAUGCCAGAAAGAAACAGGUGAGGACUGGUCCAAGAUUGCUCACAUCCCAGACAUUCGCAUUCUUCCCUAACUUGGUCCAUUUGAUGAUCUUUAAGGGUUGGGUCAGUGCACUAAAAACUCUUAUGGCUUGAUUGUGAUUGUGCAACAGCAGAUCACCAACAAAGUGGUAUAUAUGUAUUAGAUGAUGACCCCUUCAUCCUAGCAUUGUUUUGUUGUUGUGUACCGAGAUGGCUGGGUGGAGAGAGUAGUGCUUUGUCAUCUUGGUAUUGAAGAUGUCAGACAGUGACACUAGAUUCUACUCUCUAUCAAUUGGAAAUUGAGUAUUCCUUUAGUUUGGCAUUACCUUCCAGAAGAGACAGACAACCUCACAUAACUUCGAUGGCUUUCAAUUCAGAGUUCAGCAUCACUGCCCGAAUGGAUUCGCGGCCUCACUGUCUUAAGGAGUUCGAAAUUGGAUACUAUUCCUUUAUACAGAAAAGCAAAAACAAAGAGGGCAGAUUUUUCGGGUCCCGUGUGAGAAAUGAAGUUCCCUUGAACAGUGUGCAUGAGGAGAAUUGAAGUUCACUUGAACUGUAUUCAUGAGCAUAAAUAAAAUACUGAAACGAACAUGACCUAGUGUUUUAGGCUUCUGAAGAACUAGCGAAAGAAUAAUAGUUACUUCCAUAAAUAUGCAGUGGAGAGAAGAAGAAACAGAUGGAGUGAAGAAAGCCAAUAGCCAUCAUUCAAAUGUAUGUUCCCUGUUAAUGCACCUAGGUGUUGAUCAUAAGAUUGACUCGACCCUUGAGCUACUACAUUUAGGCUUAUAUACACAAACAGAUAGAUAAUGUUCCAUUCUAUAUGAUGUGCAUGUGAUUUUUGUUUCACAUAUUAUAUCCUUGAUGCCUGGUUUGCGUGCGUUAUCAUUUUCUGU